Messenger RNA from Salvia splendens (bonfire salvia), 784 nucleotides. RefSeq lists its product as uncharacterized. Lineage: Eukaryota; Viridiplantae; Streptophyta; Magnoliopsida; Lamiales; Lamiaceae. The coding region runs from base 24 to 524 and encodes 166 amino acids. The record is from RefSeq and is a predicted model, not a curated record. The transcript has 3 exons.
AUUACAUAAAAAACACAACAGAAAUGGCAAGCAUGGCAUUCACUAACUCUCUCACAAGGCUCCAAUCCACCAAGAAACUGGACAUCAUCUUUCGCAGGCCUAACACUUCUGUUUUUGCUCCUCAGGCGAGGAGAUGUUACGGUGCUAAGUCUAAAUUUGAUGACGCGGCCAAUCAAGGUUGCGACGCUGCAAAGAAGGGGGUCGAUGCGGCUAAGAAGGGUGCCGAUGACCUGAAGAAAGAGGCUUUUGCAUCUGCAGAUCAGGUUGGUCAAAAGGCGGGAAAUGUCGCGGGAAAGAUUUCAGGGACGGCCCAAGAUGCGGCGAGCAAAGUGAAGGACGUGGCACAGGAGGCUGCCGGAAAAGUGCAGCAGACAGCGGAGAGCGCGUGGGGCACCGUCAAAGACACCACUCAGAAGGUGAAGGACACGGUGGUGGGAAAGGCCGACGCCUCCGCCGAGUCGGCUAAAGCCGCCGUCAGGGAAGGGGCGGCCAAAGUCGACCGCACCAUCAACUCUAAGAAUUGAAUCAAUUAACUAAAGUCUACUAUGACUAUUGUAUUAUUUUUAAUAUGAUCUAUAUUAAUUACCAUGUUCAGUUUAACGAUUAAUAUGUUAUAGGGAAUAAUCUCAGCCGCAAUGUGCCUGAGAUAGGUCUUUUGUCUUGUUGGGAUAAAAAUGUUAGUAGGUUGAUAGUUCUUGGUGUCCCCAUUUGUAAUUCGAUGGGUAUAUAUUGAUAUGUUUGUAAAUAUUGAGUAUGUAUAUGAAAAUAUUCAGUGUGUUAAAAA